CGCUUUCUCUUUCUUUCGUUUCCGGUCUCGAGACAGGCUUGGCUACGGUCCUCUAUUGGUCGAGCUCUUGCACUCCUUCCCUUCCCCUCCAAGCGGGAGCUUGAGACAGGCGGCCAAUCAGUGCGGUGCUGAAGGGUGGCAAUAACAACCGAACCACCGACAACGACGUCAUUUGCAGUUGCUGCUCCUGCGCCUGGCGACUGAGGCCGGAGGGGAGGGGGACGGGCGGAGAAGGAAGCGGCCGCGCUCGGAAAACACUGAAUCGCCAUCAUGGGGGCUGUACUGGGCAUCUGUUCUCUGGCCAGCUGGAUUCCAUGUCUCUGCAGUGGUGCAUCAUGUUUGCUGUGCCGCUGUUGUCCCAACAGCAAGAAUUCUACAGUGACUCGCCUUAUCUACGCCUUCCUACUUCUCCUCAGUACUAUUGUUGCUUGUAUCAUGCUGGCACCAGGAAUGGAAAAGGAGCUGAAAAAGGUGCCUGGAUUUUGCGACAAGUUUGCUGACUGUGAAGCGUUAGUUGGAUAUAGAGCAGUCUACCGAGUCAGUUUUGCCAUGGCAGUGUUCUUUGCCCUCUUCUCACUGCUUAUGAUAAAAGUGAAAUCAAGUAAAGAUCCAAGAGCUUCUGUGCAUAAUGGGUUUUGGUUCUUCAAGAUAGCAGCAAUUAUUGGCAUCAUGGUUGGUGCAUUCUACAUUCCAGAAGGGCCUUUCACAAAAGCCUUCUUUGUCGUUGGUGCUUUUGGCGCCUUCUGCUUCAUUCUCAUCCAGUUGGUGCUGCUGGUAGACUUUGCUCAUUCCUGGAAUGAAUCCUGGGUUGAACGAAUGGAGGAAGGAAAUGCCAGAUGCUGGUAUGCUGCUCUGCUGUCGUGUACUGUCUUGAACUACUCCCUGUCGAUUAUUGCUGUGGUGCUCUUUUAUGUCUUCUACACAAAACCUGACGGCUGCACUGAGAACAAGUUUUUCAUCAGCUUUAAUAUGAUCCUGUGCAUUGCUGCAUCCAUUGCAUCAGUUCUUCCCAAAGUCCAGGAACAUCAGCCCCGAUCUGGCCUUCUCCAGUCAUCUGUCAUUACCCUCUACACCAUGUAUCUCACUUGGUCAGCCAUGUCUAAUGAGCCUGAUCGUACCUGCAACCCAAGUCUCCUGAAUAUCAUCAACCAAAUAGCUGUGCCGACUAUUGCCCCAGCGAAUACAACUGCUGCACUUAUUCUGCCUACUACUCCUGCGCCGCAAAAAUCCCCACAGUGGUGGGAUGCACAGAGCAUCGUUGGGCUCCUGAUAUUUGUACUUUGUCUCUUGUAUUCCAGUAUCCGGUCCUCUAACAACAGCCAAGUGAACAAGCUGACCCUGUCUGGAAGUGACAGUGUCAUUCUGGAUGAUGCUCCAGCUGCUGCUGGUGAUGUAGAAGAUGGAGAAUCCCAGCGGGUGUUGGACAAUGAAAAAGAUGGUGUCCAGUACAGCUAUGCCUUCUUCCACUUCAUGCUGUUUCUUGCCUCCCUAUAUAUCAUGAUGACGCUUACCAACUGGUACAGUCCUGAUGUGGAAUCAAAAACUCUGACAAGCAAGUGGCCAGCUGUCUGGGCAAAGAUCUCCUCCAGUUGGGUCUGCCUCCUUCUUUAUGUCUGGACCUUUGUGGCACCUAUUGUCCUUACCAAUCGGGACUUCAAUUAAACAACUUCCUGGAAAGGAUGGAAACAUGAAGUUCUCUCUGCUGAAAGCCAAAUGUUCUGUAUUGCUUCUUGGAGCUAGGCUCCAGUCAUCUUUCCUGCAACAUACUGGUGGCUAGAAAGUUGCUAACUCGCAUAAUGCUUGAUGCACAAUCUAAGCCGUGUACAUUUUGAUGUGUUUAAGUCAAAGCUAACUUUAAUAUUAAUCUUACAGCUGUGCUGUUGAAAGUUGUUUUGGGAAAUGCCUGUAGUGUCACAUCAGACACUAUUGGAGAAAAGCUUGCUUGAUCUGAAAGUAAUAUAUUUUAAAAACUCUUAUUCUUCAGUGUAUGGAGGUGAAAGCCAUACUGCAAGUGUCUACAUUCCAGUUCAGGAAAAUGUGUCCAAUUGAUCAUCUUUUUAAAUGGGCAAUCUGUUGCUCUUAGUAGGGAACAGCAUGUUAAUGUGGUGGUGUGGCAUGCUAAAAUCAAGUUUUAGAUCAUUGUAGAAAGUUUUUAGAUCAUUGUAGAAGAAAGAUAGAAACAUGGGGUCUGCUAGAUGUUAAGUGUGUUGCUGGUUAAUUUCAAAAGAUGUUGUUCAAAAAGCUUUAACCAUUAUAUUAACAAAGAAUUUGCUCAAGUGCUGUUUUUCUAAUAUGGACAAUGCUUGUAAAAGCCUGUGCAUUGUUAAUCUUGACAUUUAAUAUUUGCACUAUAAACAUGGUUGAUUUAA
This is a messenger RNA of Hemicordylus capensis (graceful crag lizard), 2369 nucleotides long. RefSeq names its product serine incorporator 3 (gene SERINC3). The coding region runs from base 271 to 1662 and encodes 463 amino acids. NCBI's taxonomy places the organism in Eukaryota, Metazoa, Chordata, Lepidosauria, Squamata, Cordylidae. Gene Ontology annotation, cellular component: membrane. The record is from RefSeq and is a predicted model, not a curated record. The transcript is spliced from 10 exons.